CCCAAUCAUAACCAAGUUUGUCCGAUCUUUCCCCGCUUCCAAUUCGAUCCCACAUCGGCCACCUCAGUCCCAUGGAGAAGAGGAACCAAACGCAGGUUUCUGAAUUCAUCCUCGUGGGCUUCUCCGGCCAGCCGGACCAACAACGGCUCCUCUUCGGGCUCUUCCUGGCCGUGUAUUCGGUGUCCGUGCUGGGCAACCUGCUGAUCAUCCUGGCCGUCCGGUCAGACCCUCGGCUCCACACGCCCAUGUAUUUCUUCCUCGUCCACCUGUCGUUUGUGGACAUCUGCCUCACGUCCACCACGGUCCCCCGGAUGCUGGAGAACCUGUGGGCGGGGGGGAAAUCCAUCCCGUUUGCCGGCUGCCUGGCCCAGAUGUACUUCUUCCUCUCCUUCGUGAACACGGACGGCUUCCUGCUGGCCGCCAUGGCCUACGACCGGUUCCUGGCCAUCUGCCGGCCCCUCCGCUACGCGGCUGCCAUGGGCCCGCGGCUCUGCACCCUCCUGGUGGCCGGGCCGUGGUUGGUCACCCACUCCAACGCCUUGGUGCAGACCCUCAUGAUGGCACGGUUGUCCUUCUGCGUGGGCACCGUGAUCCCCCACUUCUUCUGCGAGUUUGCCCCACUGCUGCAGCUGGCCUGCUCCGACACCCAUUUCAACGAGCGGCUGGCCCUGGCCGCGGCCGUCCUGCUGGGCUUCACGCCGGCCGGGUGCAUCCUGGCCUCGUACGCCCGCAUCGUCUCCGUGGUGCUGCGGGUCCCCUCGGCCCGCGGGAAGCGCCGGGCCUUCUCCACCUGCGGUUCCCACCUGGUGGUCGUCACGUUGUUCUACGGGACAGGGAUCGGUGUCUACCUCUGCCCCGCGGCGGCCUACCCUUCCGGGAAUGGCCCCAUGGCUUCUCUCGUCUACGCCGUGGUCACCCCCACGCUGAACCCCUUCCUGUACAGCCUGAGGAAUGGGGACAUGAAGGGAGCGCUGAGGAAAGUCAUCUGCGGGCGGUUCUCCCAUCACUGA
Molecule: messenger RNA, 1010 nt
Organism: Ornithorhynchus anatinus (platypus)
Lineage: Eukaryota; Metazoa; Chordata; Mammalia; Monotremata; Ornithorhynchidae
Product: olfactory receptor 1361-like
Exons: 1
Coding region: 72-1010 (312 amino acids)
Biological process (GO): G protein-coupled receptor signaling pathway
Cellular component (GO): membrane
Molecular function (GO): G protein-coupled receptor activity; olfactory receptor activity
Source: RefSeq, a predicted model, not a curated record